GUCUACAAAUUGUGUUUACUACAAAAAAUUGAAAGUUUAUCAUAUCCCUAUCUUGAUUUAAUUUAUAAAAAGUCAUCAGAUUAAAUGCACAACCUAAUCUUGGCGAUAUUGAAGAUCACCAACUUGAAGAGCAAUAAAAACUUGCCACUCGAGCAUUCGUUCACGUGAAUUCUGUCACAUUACAUAUUUAGACUUAUAAUUAAUGUCUACUCAAUAAAACUCGAUUUUUUACAAGUUUUGUAGUAAUAUAGAGUGGAUUUACUUAUCGUUUUCUUGUGGGGAAGUGAGUAAAUGACUAAAUGUUUAACAGUUUAUACGGCUUUAAAUUGUUGCACCGGAUGGCGAUAUAUCCAAAACCGCCCCAUAUCAUUGCGGGAAAAUAGUAAGUGGGAUACAAAAACAAACAUUUUAGUUUUACCAUUUUUAUGUCCCGGGCUUAAAUUGGUGUUUCGUGAAUUAUAUAAUAGAUACCAGUGCAGUACAAGUUAUAUACUUGGUGUAGACUCUGCAUACGUUACAUAUACACGUAUAGAGUAGUCUCAUAUGAAACAAUGGUCCUUCAUACGGAUAAUGAGUAUAAUGAUACAAAAUUAAAAUCUAUAGGGUGUCAGACCAACCAGCGGCUAACCAUAUUUUUUUAUUUGAAAAAGUAAAUAUAUAUAUUCACGGCAACUCUCAACUAUGUGACAGUUUGAUAUUUAUACUUUUCAUUUACAUAAACUAAUCUUCCUUGGAUUGCUUUCGGUUGCGAUGCAUUAUUUUAUUUGGUUGGUUUUAAUGUUAAGGCGGUUGGGAUGUUGACGAUUGAUAUUUCAACUUUCAGCUUUGGCACUUUGUUCCUUGUACUAGUAACUUAGUAAACCUGCCACAAAAUGACAUCCUAGACACAAUGCAAAAAUGCUAAAUAUCUCCAAUCAAGGACAAACAUCAUAUUUUUUCCUUUCCACCUUCCUUUGUAUCCCUUAAGAGAAUAUUGGACAAGAAAGAGUGUUUCUCUCUCUCUCUUUUUGUUUCCUAUCAAUCUUUGUCUCACUCUUUACCUAACAUUCUUAUCGAUGCAACAUCAAGUUUUCAUUGAGGCCUUCUUGUCAAGGUCUCUAAGAGAGCCUGCAAACUGCCAAUGGAUUGCAGACCAAUUAUCAGGAGAUUGAAGACCAUUCACAGUAUCACAUUUCAUAAACCACAAUGGAUACUUUCAAAAGCCCACAUUCAGUUCAUUAUCUUUUGCUUCAAGCCCAAGGCUAAUAUUAGAGUUAUCCCAAUCCAAGUUAUACUUUAUGAAUUAGUUAGAUGUAACAAGUAUUAUUCAAAGACUACAAAAAGCAAGUCAAACAUAAACUAAAUUAACCAGGAUUAAACAUCCUUUUUUAACCCAAUUUAGACCCUCUAAUCGCAUGAUCUAGUUUGUCAAUAUUACACCAAAUCAGAAGAGAAGAGAGCCUUAAUAAAAUGGCAGAGUACUUGGUUACUGGAGGAACCAGCUUUAUAGCCUCUCACGUCAUCAAGACACUUCUCGAAUUUGGUCAUUACGUAAGAACAACUGUUAGAGACUCAGGAGAUGAAGAAAAGGACGUUGGUUUUCUAUGGGAGUUAAAAGGAGCAAAAGAAAGGUUGAAGAUCUUUGAAGCUGAUCUAACGGUAGAAGGAAGCUUUGAUGAUGCAGUCAACGGUGUUGAUGGAGUCUUCCACAUCGCAUCCCGAGUUUCUGUUGGUCGAGAUAACAACAAUCUGGAGAAAUUUGAUCCGAAUAUAAGUGGAACAAUGAAUGUGAUGAACUCUUGUGCAAAGUCAAGAAACACUGUGAAGAGGAUUGUUCUCACAUCUUCUUCAACUACAAUACGUUACCGUUUUGACGCUACACAAGUCUCUCCACUUAACGAAUCGCAUUGGACUGAUCUUGAAUACUGCAAACGCUUCAAAAUUUGGUAUGGCUAUAAAAAGACUUUAGGGGAGAAAGAAGCGUGGAGGAUCGCAGCUGAUAAGAAGCUAAACCUAGUUGUCGUAAUCCCAUCAUUUUGUAUUGGUCCAAUACCUAGUCCAAAACCCACAAGCUCCCCUCGAAUUUUUCUGUCCAUUAUCAAAGGGACUCGUGGAGCGUACCCUAAUUUCAGGGGAGGUUUUGUGCACAUAGAAGAUGUAGUAGCUGCACAAAUCUUAGCAAUGGAAGAUCCUAAAGCAUCGGGAAGAAUCUUAUGUUCGAGUUCAGUGGCUCACUGGUCAGAGAUCAUUGAGAUGCUAAGACUAAAAUACCCAUUAUACCCAUUUGAGACUAAGUGUGGUAGUGAAGAAGGGAGAGAUAUGCCUCAUAGCUUGAACACAACAAAGAUACAUGAACUUGGCUUUGCCUCCUUCAAGUCAUUACCAGAGAUGUUUGAUGACUGUAUCAAGUGUUUCCAAGACAUGGGUCUACUCUGAAACACAAAUUAAUCAAGCUAAUAUUUAAACAUAAACGAGAUCUAAAAUGAUUCCAGACUAUGUAUGUAAUGUGCCCAUCCAUAUUGGACUUUAAUAAAUUAUAUCAUCUUGCUCAUGUCUUGGAGAGUUUCUUUGGUCUGAUAGUGUCACGUGCUUAGCACAUACAAAUGUCCGUACCAAGAAAGGUACAGGAGCGCGUGUCAGGUCUCUUUAGUACUCUUUACAUUAAAAGGUAGUGGAGAAUGCAACUUUGGAGAGUCGUCUUACAUUUCAUUUUUGUUCGCUCAGAAGUCACAAUCACCAUUAGCCACCUUCAAACGCAUAAAUGCGAUCCAACUGUUAUGUACUAUGCAAGUGUAGUAAUUAAAUUCAACCCAUGCCUUAUUAAA
Molecule: messenger RNA, 2804 nt
Organism: Arabidopsis lyrata subsp. lyrata
Lineage: Eukaryota; Viridiplantae; Streptophyta; Magnoliopsida; Brassicales; Brassicaceae
Product: tetraketide alpha-pyrone reductase 2
Molecular function (GO): oxidoreductase activity, acting on the CH-OH group of donors, NAD or NADP as acceptor
Source: RefSeq, a predicted model, not a curated record